UCGCAACCCUACCCCCUCCAUCCACUUUCUAUCCUUCUCCUCCUCUCCUCGGACCCUCCACCGCCACUGAACUAUUUUAUACACCCAACAGCAGGGAAAACUUUUCAAAAUCUAUCCGAGCAGCCCUACGGAAGCCAGCAUAGAAAUUCAUCUCUCUCUCUUACCUCUUCACUCUUUGAUGAGGAUAUUAUUUUAAUAUAUCAUCUUCUAACCACCGACUCUAUAAGUAUUAAUUGAACAAUUAACUAAUUUUGAUCAUUAAUCUUUAGAUUGAUUGAAGAAACUAAAUAACGAUGUUUGUUGCUGUUUUCUUUGUCACCUUGCUGGCUUUCGGGGCUUGCCAUGUUAAUCAACUCGCUAAGGUGGGAGCGGGAUCGUGUUUGAGAGCAGGUCUUUGCUGUCCCGGUCGGGACAGUACGUGUGUGGUACAGAAUGCACCUUUGAAUGCUAUUAUCGAGGACUUGAGCGAUAAGCCAUGUUAUUGUGACCACGCCUGCUUGAAAGUCGGAGACUGCUGUCAUGAUUUUAAAGAGGCUUGCGAAGUUAUCGAUUGUGAAGUGUCCGGUUGGGGACCAUGGUCAGCCUGCAGUUCUGAUUGUGGCUCUGGUACAAUGGUGCGAGAACGGAACAUUCUUCGAGCUCCUAGAAAUGGUGGAACUCCUUGCCCAGAACAGAUGCAAACAAGAGGUUGUUAUGGCAACCAGUGUGAAGCCAAAUCUAUUGCUAAGGCACGCCGAGAAAUGGCUCUUCUCUUGCCAGGGAAAUUUUCCCAAGCCCGUGCCAUCAAUGACAGUACAGAUAUCAGAAGAAACUUGAGGUUGAAAUAUCCCAAAAAUCCAGCAAAGGAAGGCAGCAAAGAGUAUUGCGUUAUGUUCGAAGUUACGAAAGUAAGAAAAGCCUGUGAAAGCAUUACAAAUGAUGAUGUCUCAACACUCCUUGUCAAGGGCGCUCAUCUCUGCAUUAGCUGUGAAGACGCUGCUAUGAGAGGACACCUUGGUUACAGAUGCAACGGGCAUGGCGUGGACCACAAACCUACCAGGUGGACAUACGUCGCUAAUCCUCGAUGCAAUGGACGCUGGACAAGGCUGGAAGUUACUGACCGGUGCAAAAAUGGAAAACCCGAUUUCAUUUUUGUUUAAGGAAGACUUUAAA
Argiope bruennichi is the source of this 1152-nucleotide messenger RNA. Its product is annotated as somatomedin-B and thrombospondin type-1 domain-containing protein-like. The coding region runs from base 294 to 1139 and encodes 281 amino acids. Lineage: Eukaryota; Metazoa; Arthropoda; Arachnida; Araneae; Araneidae. The transcript has 4 exons. The record is from RefSeq and is a predicted model, not a curated record.